AACUUUUCCGGAAGUCUUUUCUCUUCCCCAAUGGAAAAAGGAGACAAUAACAGUCAUUAUUAUGAAGGCUCUCUACUCGCACAAAAAACAAACUGCAAAUCCUUUAACAGCGAAAUAAAUUCAGAAAAUAGUUCCUCAAUUUAUUACAAUAGAAACAAUUCAAGAAUGAUUUCUGCUUAUGCUAUGGAAGAACAAAAACAGCAACUUUUUGGAAUUUGUGAAUUAAUACAGACAAAUAUUAAAGCUUUACUUGAACAAAUUGAGAAGAUUAUAAGGGGGAUAGCUAAAAGAGAAAGUGAUAUUAGUUAUGAAGAGAUGAGAUCAAGAUUGUUGGAUAUACUUGAGGAAUAUAGACUAGGGGCAUGGCCAGUAUUAGUGGAUGUUGACUCACAAGUUAAAUUGCUCUCCAAAACAGUUCGGCAGACAAUAGACUCAUGCAAUAUAAGCGAACCUCGCUUAGCUUGGCUUCUUGCAAUCAAUAAAUUUCAGGUAAUGAGCGUUGAGUAA
This is a messenger RNA of Meloidogyne enterolobii, 507 nucleotides long. NCBI's taxonomy places the organism in Eukaryota, Metazoa, Nematoda, Chromadorea, Rhabditida, Meloidogynidae. The record is from the annotation of a GenBank genome assembly.